AUGUAAAAAAAUUUUAUGAGCUUUAUAUCUAGCAUCUUUUCCUCAUCAUAUAAAAGGAAGAACUAGAUUGAUACUGACAAAGAUGACUCUAACUUAGCUUCAAGGAGCUAGACCUAUUAACAGGAAGAGAAUCUCUUAGCAAACUUAAGAAAGAGCAAACUUUUUUUGGAUGAUUCUGAUAUGGGAUUAUAAUCUAAAGCAUCUCCUCUUGGUAUAUAAUCAUUUUAAGAGGAUCCUAAUAUACAAGCUAAAUAAGAUGCUGAAAAAGUAGUAGGUUUAAUGAUUUCUUCUAGCAAAAAACUCUCUAAAAGCUAAAUUACAUAAUAGUAAAUGGGAGAGAUAGCUGAAAUAGUUCCAGAUUUGAAGUAAAAGUCAUUAAAGAAAGAUUAAUAAUCUGUCAUUCAUUAAUCGUUUGCAAAUGAGCAUGGAAGUGCUCACAAUUCAUAAAUAAAAGAUAUUCUACUUCGAUCAGAUACUAAACUUGAUGGUUAGGAAAUGUAGGGUACUAAAAAUAAAGCUGCUAAUGUCAGUGAAUUUGAUCAUGAUUUAUCAAAUAAUAGAAUCUCUUUAAAUUCUCACUAGAAUACUUUAAAAGGAGAUAAUUAAAGUUAAAAUUGCCAUCUAAGAAGCAGUUUUUGUCAAAUAGAUAGUAAAGUAAUAGAUAACUCAAAUAUACCAGGAUUAAGCAGUAAUAUUCGUCGCUAAACUGAGGCUAAUUAAAAACUUAUGAGCGCAUUUACUUUUAAUGAGGAAGCUCUUCCUGCUUUAAGUUUAGUCUAUAACAGCAAUACAAGAAUUUCAAACUCAAGCUAACACGAUAAUGGCAAUAUCAGCUAUCAUUAAAAUUCAAUCAAUUAAUUUUAAGUAAACAACAAUAAUGCAGAAGUAGAUUUAUCCUAACAAAAACCUUCUAGCUUAAAUGAUAGCUAAUCAAGUCACUUAUAAAUAGCACCAAACCAAAAUUAAUCUAUUACAAGAGGCUCCUCAAAUUCAAGAGUGAGAGGUAGCUCAAGUAAAAAAAAGUAAAUAGUUUCUGAGAGCCCUUUAUCAACAAAAGGCAAAAGAGAAAUACCUUCAUGCAGCUAUGACAAAUAUCCUAUGUUAGAGCAAAUAAGGGAAAAUAUUUCUAGCAUAGUCCGCUAUUAACCUUUAGUAAAAGAAGACAUAGAGGGUGAAAAUGAAGGUGCUGCUCCUGUUGUACAAAAUUAAGUUGAAAUUUUCAAUAGUCAAAAAAAGAAAAUGGAUGAAGAAGGGGAAGAAGAAAAAGAGGAGAAAGUUAAUAUUUUAACUAUGAGCGCAGCUCCUAAUUCUAGAGUAAACAACUUUUUCUAGUUAAGCAAUUCAAAAUAAUUUGACUGCAUGUCAAAUAAGGCUGAACCUCCUACCCAAAUGAAGCAAAGAUCAAAUUCAUUUUUUUUCGAGUAAAGCGAAGAUAAGAAAAAAUUCUUCAAUUUAGAUGAAAUAGGCAGUAAAGGUAGUAAUAUAUCUUCUAAAUCUUCAAGCAAACAAAGUGGAGAUAAAAAGAUGCAGGUUGAAAGUUCUUUUAAUGACGUUUUUUAAACUAAGAGCUCAAACAAAAAUGUUUUUGAUUAGGAAAUAGACUAAACAAAAAAUAAAGAAUUUGCUUCUAUGUAAAAAAAUCUUGAAGAUCAAAUCAAUGAGACUCAAAAUGCAACUUAAGAAGAAACAGAUAGCAGAUUUCAUAGCCAAUAAAAGACUAAGUCUAAUGAGCAAAGUCCCAACAAGACUCAUUUCAACAGUUUCCACAAGGCCGUUGACAUGAUGAUUGAUAAAUCUGAAAUUCCACCUCCUCAUUUGAGCAGAAGUGCUCAUAAAGUUCCUUCCCCAAUCAAAGAAGUUGAUGAACUCUCACAAAAAAAUCUGAAAAACACACCAAAAAAAAAUGAGAUGGAAGUCAUGGAAAAUGUGGAACCAAAAGAAGAAAAUGCAAAUGAUUUUGAAGGUUCUCCAAAGAUGAGAUAAAAAUCAGUAAAAUUCAAUAACUAAACACCAAAUGGAUAAGAAAAAGAAGAUGAAGAAUAGCAUAAAUUAAAUUUGAAGUUGUAGUCUAGAAAACCAACUCCUUACAAUCCUUUUAAAUCCUAACCAAUUAGCUAUCUUUCUAGACAUAAUAAGUUUAAAAAUGAAGAAGCAUCUAGCUAAUCAAGUUCAGAUUCUAAUAAAGAUUCCUCAUAGUAACAAAAUUAAGAAAUCAAACAAGCUGUAUCAAUUGCAAGCCAUACAAGCAAUAAUGACGCUGAACCAAAAAAAGAAAUAAAAUUAAAAUAUCCACCAAUUUUUAAGGAUUAAGAAAAUAGUAAAAGUAAAGAAAAAAAAGUAUAACAUUUAGCUUCUUCUGAAAGAAAUAAUGAAGCAAAACCAAUCUAAAACCAUACAAAGUAAUUGAGUGCUUCUCCAUUAAUUAGAACUCCUAUAGCUUUGAACAACUAAAAACAUCCAAUAAAACAAUAACUAGCUUUAAAAAAGAAAGAAAAUACUUAAGCUGUUAUUAAUAAUAAUUUCUUUAAAAUAGAAAACACAAAUAGCACUCCUACAGUUUUUCAUUCAAAUAAUAGUGGAUCGACAAGUAGUAGCAGCAGUGGUUAAGUUAAUAAUACAAAGAAUCAUUUGAAUGGUUUUUCUAAUAAGCUAAACAAUAGUGGAAAUAGUAACAAAGGAUAAAAUACAAAGUAAAAACCUCUAAAUGACGAAUAGAUAUCUCUAAAUGAGUUUGUCUCUGCACAACGAAUUAAAGUGCGUGAUGAAUCUUCAUAACCUACUCCAAUAGCUGCUCCUCUCCGUGGGACAAUUAAUUCUGGCUCAUUACCUAUUUCAUAAAUAAAAAAUGCUUAUAAAACGUGUAUUUUCUGUUAACAAGAUAUUAAACCAAAAGACGAAGUUAAAACAUUUACCUGUUGUCACAAAGCUCAUAAAAGCUGUUUGCCAAAAGAAAGAAACGUGAAAUGCUUGAGAUGCAACUCAAAUGCAAUGGUAAAUAAAUACCGUCCUAAAGAGUGA
This is a messenger RNA of Tetrahymena thermophila SB210, 3018 nucleotides long. RefSeq lists its product as hypothetical. The record is from RefSeq and is a predicted model, not a curated record. The transcript is spliced from 4 exons. NCBI's taxonomy places the organism in Eukaryota, Ciliophora, Oligohymenophorea, Hymenostomatida, Tetrahymenidae.